Pararge aegeria (speckled wood butterfly) is the source of this 972-nucleotide messenger RNA. RefSeq lists its product as uncharacterized. Lineage: Eukaryota; Metazoa; Arthropoda; Insecta; Lepidoptera; Nymphalidae. The record is from RefSeq and is a predicted model, not a curated record. The transcript has 3 exons. Bases 1 to 972 code for a protein of 323 amino acids.
AUGACACAGGAAUCAUUGGAAAAUAACGGAAAUCAUGAACACAACUGUGACACGAUCCCUGAUUCAAUACCAAUUGCACCAGACAUCGCACAAGAGGCGGGGUCGGUGCCAAUCGAUAUCCCCGACCAAAAUGAGGAAAUAACUGAGCCUGGCCUUCACGAAGAAGCCGCCGCUAGCGGGUUGUCUGAUUUGGACCCCGAAAUACUGGCUGCUCUUGGAGAAUCCACGUCGGAAUCACCUGACUAUGGUGAAAACAUACAUGAGAAUUUAUCCAAAUUGUGGCUUCCUGUAUUAAGGAAAGGUUUGCCCAAAGAAAAUAAAGAGAAGUUGCUGAAAGACUACCCUAUUCCAGACAACUGUAGACUUCUGCAAGCGCCGAAACUAAAUGCAGAAAUAUCGGCUGCAAUACCGGACAUGGUUCGUAAUCGCGACAAAACGCUCACCGCAUCACAACAGCAGCUGGGUUCGGGUAUAACCGCUAUCAACCGAGGCAUUGAUUUGCUUCUAAAGAGUGACAACAAGGUCCAAGCGAUGAAGCAUCUCAGCAACGGUUGCAGACUCCUUUGCGAUUCACAUUAUACAGCGUAUCAAAGUAGAAUAAAACUUAUUACUCCCAGUUUAGAUAAAUCAUUUUUACAUAUGAUUAAUGAGUCCGAGCGGGACGAUUUCUUGUUUGGUUCAACAUUAUCGGAUAGGAUAAAGGCCGCUAAGGCCAUCGAGAAGCAGGGCCUUUCCAUUAAAAAACCUGUCAAGCCCCAUAAACCCACAGCUCUGCCGUCAAGCACUCGUUCUUCCUACCAGGGAAACUGGAACGCGCCUCCUCGGUACCCGGCGAACAGGGGGGGGCGCGGAGGUUACAACAGGAGGCUACCAACGACCUCAGGGCCUCGUCGCCCAUACACAGCGUCUGCACAGUCGCAGCGAACUGCUACCCAGGACAAGCCGCGUGCCCCCGCGCAGGCUCACCAUUAA